Molecule: messenger RNA, 1705 nt
Organism: Agrilus planipennis (emerald ash borer)
Lineage: Eukaryota; Metazoa; Arthropoda; Insecta; Coleoptera; Buprestidae
Gene: Uba5
Product: ubiquitin-like modifier-activating enzyme 5
Exons: 4
Coding region: 247-1374 (375 amino acids)
Biological process (GO): protein ufmylation
Cellular component (GO): cytoplasm; cytosol
Molecular function (GO): UFM1 activating enzyme activity
Source: RefSeq, a predicted model, not a curated record
ACUCUAACAUCAUUUGAACAUCAAAUCAAAUGAAUACGUCCUACACAAACUAUUAAUAAGUGUAUCUAUGAUCAAUUUAGUCGAAUGUUUUCUUUUAGCUGUCAGUCAUAUCUAUGUUGCUCUAUGUUCGUGUCUAUGGUAUUUUAUAUAGUCGUUUGAAAUCCAUAUGCCAAUAUAUCAGUUUUGUUAUUUAAAUAAAACAAAAUAAUUGACAAAAGGUUUUGAUUUAAAGAACUUCUAACAAUAAUGAGUGAAUUAAAAAAUGCCGUUGAAAAUCUAAAAGUCUCAACACCAAAAAGAGAUAAAAUUGAAGUAAUGUCUUCAGAAGUGACAGAUUCUAACCCCUACAGUCGAUUAAUGGCCUUAAAGAGAAUGGGCAUUGUCCAAAAUUAUGAAAAUAUUCGGACAUUUACAAUUGCUGUUGUUGGAGUUGGAGGUGUUGGCAGUGUAACAGCAGAAAUGUUGACAAGAUGUGGUAUUGGAAAGUUGAUUUUAUUUGAUUAUGAUAAAGUAGAGUUAGCAAACAUGAAUCGUCUAUUUUUCCAACCACAUCAGUCAGGUUUGAGUAAAGUUAAUGCUGCUGCUGAAACAUUACAGGCUAUCAAUCCAGAUGUUACUAUUGAAACUCAUAAUUAUAACAUUACACUAAUAGAUAAUUUCCAACACUUUGUUGAUACAAUUACAAAAGGUUCUUUAAAUGGAGGCCCUGUUGAUUUGGUUCUGAGCUGUGUUGAUAAUUUUGAAGCUAGAUAUACCAUCAACACUGUUUGUAAUGAAAUAAAUCAGAAGUGGUUUGAAUCUGGGGUUUCGGAAAAUGCUGUGUCUGGGCAUAUACAAUUUAUUAUUCCUGGGCAAACUGCAUGUUUUGCUUGUGCCCCUCCAUUAGUUGUUGCAUCAAGUAUUGAUGAGAAAACACUUAAGAAGGAUGGGGUAUGUGCUGCUAGCUUACCAACCACAAUGGGUAUAGUUGCAGGUUUUCUUGUACAAAAUACUCUGAAAUUUUUAUUAAAGUUUGGUGAAGUGUCCAGUUACUUAGGUUACAAUGCCUUGAAUGAUUUUUUUCCAACCAUGUCUUUAAAACCAAACCCCAACUGUGAAGAUAUCAAUUGUCGGUUGAGACAGAAAGAAGAAGCUGCUAGACCUAAAGUCGUAGUUGAAGUCAGAACAGAGGAAGAAAAACCACUACAUGAAGAAAAUGAAUGGGGAAUUUCUCUUAUAGAUGAAAAUGAAGAUGCUGAAAGUAAACUAAGUAUUUUAGAAUGUAAAGGAAUAAAAUAUGAAUAUGAAGCAAGCAGUCCUAUAAGUGAAACUGAAACAACUGAUAAAAUAGAAACAAGUUUAGAUGAUUUAAUGGCUAAAAUGAAAUCACUUUAAACUUAUUUAUAUUUAUUUAACGAAAAUGUAUUACUUUUUAAUUUGUUCUCUUGUUUUAAUGAUAAAUAUGAUACUAGAAAUAAGUUUAUUCAUUUAUGUAUCUAGUUGGAAUAUUGCAAUUGUUAAUGUAUGCAUAAAAAUAUUGCUUUGUAGAAACUAAAAUAUUCAUAUCAAAAGAAACUUUAAUAGAGAAACUCUCCAGUACUUAUAUUGGUAACAAAAUAUUUGUUUUAUAUUACAAGUGUUUAGUAAAGCUUUACCACAAAAUAUUCAUUUUAAUACUAGAAUGGACAAGUCAGUUGGGCAAAAUAAGAAUUAAAAGAAUUGACUA